Fukomys damarensis (Damara mole-rat) is the source of this 2144-nucleotide messenger RNA. It is a transcript of the gene Ankrd49, whose product is annotated as ankyrin repeat domain 49. NCBI's taxonomy places the organism in Eukaryota, Metazoa, Chordata, Mammalia, Rodentia, Bathyergidae. The transcript has 3 exons. Gene Ontology annotation, molecular function: protein binding. The record is from RefSeq and is a predicted model, not a curated record. The coding region runs from base 160 to 882 and encodes 240 amino acids.
AUCCUGAGCAGACCGGGAACAGACCCGGAAGCGAGAUUUGCGACGGUGAUUUUCUUCUCUGUACGGUCUUGAUGAAUAAAAUAAAGCUGACAUAAUUCAUCUCAACAUAGAUUACAUUCUCAGUAUCUGAAAUGUUUUUUAUGUAGAAGAGUUGUAAAAAUGGAAAGAGAGAAAGUAAAUGAUGAUGGAAAACUAGACCCAGAGAUUUCCUCGGACUUUUCCGAACACUUCAACCAACUUGAAUUGUUGGAAACACAUGGACACCUUAUUCCCACUGGCACUCAAAGCCUGUGGGUAGGCAAUUCUGAUGAAGAUGAAGAGGAACAAUAUGAAAAAAAUGAAGAAUGGUAUCAAUUGCAAGAAAAAAAAAUGGAAAAAGAUCCAAGCAAAUUGCUUCUUUGGGCUGCUGAAAAAAAUCGGCUUACUACAGUGCGGAGACUACUUUCUGAAAAGGCCACUCAUGUGAACACCAGGGAUGAAGAUGAGUAUACGCCCCUUCAUCGAGCAGCCUACAGUGGACACUUCGACAUUGUCCAGGAGCUAGUUGCACAGGGGGCAGAUGUUCAUGCAGUCACUGUGGAUGGCUGGACGCCUCUGCACAGUGCUUGUAAGUGGAAUAAUACCAGAGUGGCUUCUUUCCUACUUCAGCAUGAUGCAGAUAUCAAUGCCCAAACGAAAGGCCUCUUAACCCCCUUGCAUCUUGCUGCUGGGAACAGAGACAGCAAAGAUACUCUGGAACUCCUCCUAAUGAACCGUUACAUCAAACCAAGUCUGAAGAACAACUUGGAAGAAACUGCAUUUGAUAUUGCCAGGAGGACAAGUAUCUAUCACUACCUCUUUGAAAUCGUGGAAGGCUGUACAAAUUCUUCACCUCAGUCUUAAUGGUUCUAAUAAUUUUCUUACAUUUCUAAGUACCAGUGCCUCCUUCAUGUGAGAUAGAAAAUAUUGCCAUAAUACAAAAUUGACAUCCAAUGUCUUACUACGGAAACUCAGUGGUACUCAUGUUUUUCAAUCGAAUUGCCUGACCUUGAUGUCAAAAUGUAUUUGAGAGUUAUUUGGAUGUAUCUUUAAUGAUUUUGGUGGAAUUUGUGAUUUUUAUCAGAAGUAAUUUUAACUUACCUACAUUUAAAAACUUGACACGGGUAAUACAGAAACUAAAGAUAUUUUUGGUGCUGAUCCAAGAGAAAUGUAUUUUUAAAUAACCCAAAUCCUGGAUCUUUGUUGAGUAUUUAGUAUAUUGACAUGUAUUUUUUUAAGAUGAGAUAACUCAUUUUAAUUUAAAAGUCUUAAAUACUGGUGCAGUUCAGCUGUCUUCUCUACAUUAUCAUAGCCAAUUGCUUUCCUUCCAAACCAGAAAAACUAACACAUUAGUGACUUGAAUUUUUAUAAGUUAAAAAAAAGUAAAAAAACAAAACAAAAAAAGAACUUAGAUCUAGAAUGUAGACCAUUUUCAGGAAAGCAGUUGUUUAAUCUGUGAAUGUUAUAUACUGCCUCCUUUACCACAAUCACACGAUUCUGUGAAUAACCCUACCUCACGCUGGUCAAUCUACAUGAUUCUUAGCUCCUAUAGUGAAUCAGUAUGAUCUUUUAGACAUAUACACAGCUAUACUUUGGUCCAGGAGAUUAUGACAUAAUUUGUCUCCAACUAGUUCUUCCUGCCUAAUCCUGCUGGCUUAGGCACUGCUCAAGUAAUCUGUGGUGUUCACAGAAAAUGUUUGAUUUUCCAAGGUCUUCAUUUUAUAUAAGCCGUUACAAAGGCAAAGUGACAAGGAAUAAGGAACUCUUAAGACUGAAAGGAUGAUUAUUUUAUAGGGUCUAGAACCACUGAGUGGCUCAGCUUUCUUAAAAAUCCCUAGAGUGGAUAGUGACAAAAAGCAUAAAAAUAAAUAUUCAGGAAAAAUAAAGUACAAGUUUUGACAAUAAAAAAGUCAUGAAUCCUUUUCUUAACCUGUGUAUAAUUUUGUUAGAAUAUUUAUUCAAACAGCAUGCACUUAAUACCUACUCUCUUAGUGUCUCCAGCAGUUUUCCAUUGACUAUUCAGCCCUCUGUGACUAUUCCCUGAAGGUCUUAACUUCUCAAUGCUGAAAUUAGAAUAUAUACAAUGGAAAGAAAACUAAAUGAGUCAAUUGCUCUUUGCAUCCCAC